Molecule: messenger RNA, 3128 nt
Organism: Trichomycterus rosablanca
Lineage: Eukaryota; Metazoa; Chordata; Actinopteri; Siluriformes; Trichomycteridae
Gene: frmd4bb
Product: FERM domain containing 4Bb
Exons: 24
Coding region: 79-2904 (941 amino acids)
Biological process (GO): establishment of epithelial cell polarity
Cellular component (GO): bicellular tight junction; cytoskeleton; adherens junction
Molecular function (GO): cytoskeletal protein binding
Source: RefSeq, a predicted model, not a curated record
UCUCUCGCUCCUGAUGGAGGGCUGCAGGUUUCCUCCGUGAAGAAGCUGCCGGAUUAAACGGAGACGCCCAGGAGGAAGAUGACGGAUGGACGCCUGUGCCAGGUCCAGCUUCUGGACAACAGGAAACUGGAGCUGCUGGUUCAGCCGAAGCUGUUGUCCCGAGAACUUCUGGAUUUGGUUUCAUCUCAUUUUAACCUGAAGGAGAAGCAAUACUUCGGCUUCACCUACACCGACGAUACUGGUCAGUGCACGUGGUUGCAGAUGGACCGCAGAGUUCUGGAGCACGACUUUCCUAAAAAGACGGGACCCAUCGCUCUCAACUUCCUGGUUCGGUUUUACAUCGAGAACAUCUCAAUGCUGAAGGAGCACACCACGGUGGAACUGUUCUUCCUCAACGCUAAAACCGCCAUCUACAACGGUGAUAUCGAGCUGGACAGUGAAACGGUUUUCAAAUUAGCUGCUCACGCUCUGCAGGAAUCUAAAGGAGAUUAUACCAGUGACGAGACAACCAGAGAGGAUUUAAGGAAACUACCCACUCUGCCAACGAAGGUCCUGAAGGAGCACCCGUCUCUGGCAUACUGUGAGGAGAAAGUGAUCGAGCAGUAUAAACAGCGGAAGGGUUCGUCACGAGGACAAGCCAUCGUACAGUACUUAACACUGGUGGAGGCUCUGCCCACAUACGGAGUGCACUACUACAAAGUGAAGGAUAAACAGGGGAUGCCGUGGUGGCUCGGUAUCAGCUACAGAGGAAUCGGACAGUAUGACAUUCAGGAUAAAGUCAAACCCAGACGGCUGUUCCAGUGGAAGCAGUUGGAGAACCUGUACUUCAGAGAGAAGAAGUUUGCGGUGGAGGUGAACGAUCCUCACAGGAGGGCAGUAACUAAGCGGACGUUCGGACAGACGGGGUUGGUGAUCUAUACGUGGUACGCGAGUCCCUCCCUGAUCAAAACCAUCUGGGUGAUGGCCAUCAGUCAACAUCAGUUCUACCUCAAACGCAAACAGAGCAAGGCUAAGAUGACGGCGGCGAGGAGUUUAGGCGACAUCGCGGCGGAUCUCACGGAGAACGGUGCUGGAAAAAUGACCAAACUCAACCUGGUGACCAAGAACCAGUUCAUCACUGCCAGUAACGGCAGCCUCGUCUCUACUGGUUCAGCAGAUUCUGAACUGAAUGAUGAUCAGAAGAAAGAAAAACUGGCUGAAUUGCGGCAGAAGGAGAAAGAAAUCCAGGACGUCCUGAAGCAGAAGAUGUCGGAGCUGAAGGAGAUCUGUCUGAGAGAAGCUGAGAUCACAGGUAAACUUCCUAAAGAAUAUCCCAUGAGCGCUGGUGAGAAACCACCCGGCAUCAGGAGGAGAAUCGGGACGUCUUUCAAACUGGACGAGCUUUUCCCCUAUAAUGAGGACCCGUACCUGAGGAACCUGGAGAGUCGCUUUGCCCUGCAGCAGAAGAUCGUGGAAGCGGCCAAAAAGCUGGCGUCCGAACACGACAUCGGUAAAACGGUGAAGAAGAAGAGGAGGAGGAACUGUCUGGACGCCAUGCAGAGGCUGCAGGAGAUCGAGGACGAGAUGAACCGCUACCGCGUCAAGAAGGGAAAGAAGCCCACGCAGAGAGCGUCGCGGAUCAUCGCCGAGGAACUGGCUCAGUCAGACCCGCUGUCGGACGCUCUGCCUCCACCGGACCACAACGAGAUGAAACAGAGGAGGCGCUCUCGCUCCCUGCAGAGCUCUCCGUUACUCAGCGUCGCGUCUCCCGCUAACCUGGACUACGAUCCGGAGAGACGGCUGUCCGAGAGCGACACCCACCAACCCACAGCGAAGUGCAGGUUGGAGGGCGCGGUGCAGUCGGGUUAUCAUCAGCCUCCGUACCAGGUUUCCUCGGCCAGCAGCAGCCCUUAUAAAACCGUACCGAGGAGGCAGGCGGAGCUGCAGAACCUCACGCAGAACCUCGCCAUGACGCGCAACGCCUACAGCAGCGGCCAGAUCGGCUCUGACGGCUCCGUUCACAGUUUCCGGCUCCGCAGUGGCAGUUUGGAAUCUCAGCCUCCGUUCCUCUCUUACGGUUCGGAUCGAUCGCUGUUCCCGGGUCGCCGUAGCAACAGCAGCGAGGUCCUGGACGACUGUCUGAGCGUCUCCAGCGCCGAAUUCUGCCCGCCGUGUCCCUCCACCCCUACGUACCUCGUUCCUUCACCCCUGCACCACCAACACAGCACGGGCAGCAUGCCCAACCUGGUACCCCACACCACCCCCGGCCACGCCCACACCCGGGCGCAGUACGGCACGUCACCUUACUACGUCCCGGGCUAUCCCGGCGCCGACUACGAACCUUACGCUAGUCCUAACGCUAACGGCGCUUACGUGUAUGAGAGCGAACACGAAGGGCACUACAACGUCAACCCGUCGUACCAGGUGCACGGGCGCGGCAGGAAUUACGGGAUGGCGCAGAACCCCUACGCCACGCUGCGGCCCCCGCGGAGCAAGAACGAGCGCCUGGCUAAGAGCGUCCAGAAAGCGCUGGUGGUGGAGCACCUGAGAGGCUGGUACAACCGUAACGCCGCCGGACGCAGAGCCAUGUGUGGAUACGAGCACGACCGAGGCUUCCAGCACCAACAUCACCUCGGGUACCAAACCUUACCCGCUCCCUUCAGCAGGUGCAGCAGGACCAGCUCAUACUCCUCAGUUUCCUCUACGGCCAGCGGAGGGACGAACUGGCUGACCGGUACAGAUCUGGUGAGGAGCGAGAGCGAAGUGGACGGAGACACGACCCCGACGUCCCAAAAAUCCUUCAGCGGAGCGUACAGUCCCACCCACACCCGGUUUCCGGCCGAGUGCAGCCCCACCCGCCGCUCCGAUUCCCUUCCUCACACUUCGGAAUGUUCCGACGUAUUCACCAACGAUACAGAGAACUGAACACGGCCCCACAGCCCCGGAGGACCAAGAAUCUAAACGAUGGCACAAACCUGAGGUGAACCAUGAUGAGCUGCUUCCGGAACAUGCAGCAGGAACUUCUUACCGUCUCAUCGUGCCUUGGAUUAAAGAGAAGCGCUCGGUCUGGGAGGUCUGAUCAGAGCUGGGUGAUGAACGUUCUCGUAUCGUUAACUCCGACGGUGCGAGUGAAAGUAUUUAUAAUUAUU